This is a messenger RNA of Phytophthora nicotianae INRA-310, 248 nucleotides long. RefSeq lists its product as hypothetical. The record is from RefSeq and is a predicted model, not a curated record. The annotation marks the transcript as partial. The transcript has a single exon. Lineage: Eukaryota; Oomycota; Peronosporomycetes; Peronosporales; Peronosporaceae.
AUGGAACCACCGAGCCACGCGCGCCUUGUGGCCAUGCGCCUCCUGACCGCCUCUCACACUCCCGAGAAGCAACAGACAGCCAAGAAGGCGGCGCAGUUGUGUCUGUCCCCCACAGAUCCUAGCGAGGAUCCCAACAUGGCGAUGACCAUGGCCUCGCCCGUGCUCACAGGCAAGUCCGCUCCUGUCACGUCGCCCAAUCCGGCCAAGAAUCCGCUGCCAGGGCUGCAAUUCGCCAUCUCUGCGCAGCG